UCCUCACCGCACGGUUAGACAACCGCGCGUGAUUUCCAUGGGAACGUCGUCACGCAAAGGAAAUUACCGGGUUUGCUUGGUCAGUGGGCUUGGUUGGUUGACAAUAAUCUUGCUAUGGCUGCAAAGGGGCAAAAGAGGGCUGACCCUACUGAGCUGAAAGCUAUUUUCAUAAAGUAUGCCAGCAUCCAGAAGAACGAUGAGGCCUUCAUGUCUCCAGAGGACUUUGUGGUCCGGUUUCUCUAUGCACAUACUGACAUCAGGCUGUCUGACGAGGCCACCUCAUUGGUGGCUGGGGUGGUGGACCAGAAGAAAGAUGGGUUGAUCUCCUUCCAGGAAUUUGUGGCCUUUGAGUCGGUCCUCUGUGCUCCAGAUGCGCUCUACGUGGUUGCCUUCCUGCUGUUCGACAAGACGGGCAAAGGAGCAGCCACCUACGAGGACGUGAAGCAGGUCUUCAGCCAGACCACCAACCAUCAGCACAUCCCCUUUAACUGGGAUUCUGAGUUCAUGCGGCUGCACUUCGGCACAGAGAGGACCAAGCACCUCAGCUAUGGAGAGUUCACCCAGUUCCUCCUGGAGAUGCAGCUGGAACAUGCGCGGCAGGCCUUUGUUCAGAGGGACAAGGCCCACAGCGGCUCCAUCUCCGCCCUGGACUUCAGGGACAUCAUGGUCACCAUCCGGCCCCACAUGCUCACACCCUUUGUGGAGGAGAGCCUGGUGGCGGUGGCCGGGGGCAGUACAUCUCACCAGGUCAGUUUCUCCUACUUUAACGGCUUCAACUCUCUCCUCAACAACAUGGAUCUCAUUAGGAAGAUCUACACCACACUGGCUGGGAGCAGUAGAGUUCUGGAAGUCACUAAAGAGGAGUUUAUCAUUGCGGCCCAGAGGUUUGGUCAGGUGACUCCAAUGGAGCUGGACAUCCUGUUCCAACUGGCCGACCUCUCUGAGUCCCGGGGCCGUGUUGGUCUGGUGGACAUUGACAGGAUUGCUCCACUGGAGGAGGGGGCCCUCCCAUACAACCUGGCCGAGGUCCAGAGACAGCUGUCCGGUGGUGACCCGUCCCGAUCUGUUCUCAUCCAGGUAGCAGAGUCCGCCUACAGGUUUGGCCUCGGCUCCAUCGCUGGCGCUGUGGGAGCCACAGCAGUGUACCCCAUAGACCUAGUGAAGACCAGGAUGCAGAACCAGAGGACCACAGGCUCCCUGGUGGAAGAGCUCAUGUACAAGAACAGCUUGGACUGCUUCAAGAAGGUGCUGCGCUACGAAGGCUUCUUCGGCCUCUAUAGAGGUCUGGUACCACAGCUACUGGGUGUGGCCCCGGAGAAAGCCAUAAAGCUGACAGUGAAUGACUUUAUCAGAGGGAAGACCAGACAGAAAGAUGGAUCAAUCCCUGUACCUGCUGAGAUCCUGGCUGGUGCAUGUGCGGGUGGAUCCCAGGUGAUCUUCACCAACCCUCUGGAGAUUGUGAAGAUCCGGCUGCAGGUGGCUGGAGAGAUCACCACCGGCCCUCGCGUCAGCGCCAUAUCUGUCAUCAAGGACCUGGGUUUCUUUGGCCUCUACAAGGGAGCCAAAGCCUGUUUCCUGCGAGACAUCCCCUUCUCAGCCAUCUACUUCCCCUGCUAUGCGCACGUCAAGGCCUACAUGAGUGAUGAGGAUGGGAGGAUUGGACCAGGCAAGCUGCUGUUUUCAGGGGCCAUAGCAGGCAUGCCCGCGGCCUCCCUGGUGACCCCGGCCGACGUGAUCAAGACCAGGCUUCAAGUGGCGGCCCGUGCCGGCCAGACCACGUACACCGGUCUCGCUGACUGCUUCUGGAAGAUUCUGAAGGAGGAGGGACCACGGGCCUUCUGGAAAGGAGCGGGAGCCCGAGUGUUCCGGUCCUCGCCCCAAUUUGGGGUCACCCUGGUGACCUAUGAACUCCUGCAGAGGUGGUUCUACAUUGACUUUGGCGGACAAAAGCCGUCUGGUUCGGAGCCGACUCCCAAGUCUCGGAUCAGCCUGCCGGCGCCCAGCCCCGACCACAUCGGAGGUUUCAGGUUGGCCGUGGCCACGUUCGCUGGCACCGAGAGCAAAUUUGGACUCCACCUCCCAAGAUACAACGUUCAAGUAACCCCCCCAUCCAAGAAGGACGCCCCUUGAAUUGAACCCCCUCUGCCCACACGUAGGGGGCAGAAUAGAGCACACGUGCAAUCAUUACACCCUCUCCCUCCCACCCCCACCCAGUCAAGCACUUGGAAUAUUCCACCCGAAAGAGAAGCACAUUGUGAGUAGUAUGAUUUGCCUCUCUAGGCUUAAAAGAUAAAUAUGUAUCUGUUUUAGUUGAUGAGAACUUUUUUUAAACCUAUUAUGAUCUUCUGGAAUGUACCUUUCUACAUCAUGGAUAGAAACACAAAAACGUUGUUCUAGCUUCUGUUUUAGUCUUAGCUACCCGUAAAGAUUACUUUUUGAGUCAGUCUUAUUGUGAAGAUCAAGUGAUAUCUGCAGGACUGACAAUGUGUGUCUAGAGUAGUGUUCCAGUUUGUCUUUUCAUACAGUAAUAUGCAUAGUAGCGGAGGGGCUGGCCAUGACUUGAAUUAGACCUGGACUGCUUCCUUUCAUUUCAUCAUCACUAAGGCCGGGACUCAUUCAAAAGUGCGUAGUCAACAUGUGCAUUGCACUUGCUUUUAAAGGUCAUUUCCACUUGAGCCGACGUACCGUAUUUACCAAGGCCAUCUCUUUAAAAGACACUUGACAGUUCAAUGUGCUCAUCUACAACGUGCCUUUGAUUGAAUCUCGGUCUAACCAGCACUUUAUAUGAUGGUGCUUUUACUGUCUUCCACCUGAGAGUCUGAUAGAUACCAAACAGAAUGAGUCCUAUCCGCAGGAUGGGGAUAGUAGCACAAGUACGCACAUCUGAAUGACGGUUCUACUGUACAUCUGAAUGACGGUUCUACUGUACAUAUGAGAACGCAACAGACACAUCCGAAUGACAGUUCUAAUGUACAUAUGAAUGACGGUUCUACUGUACAUAUGAGAACGCAACAGACACAUCUGAAUGACGGUUCUACUGUACAUAUGAAUGACGGUUCUACUGUACAUAUGAGAACGGAACAGAGAGACACAUUUACAUAUUGAUACAGUUCACCAAGUGGCGUUUUAGAUACUGAGAAGAAACUAAUAAUCUUGAUCUUGAACUUCAUUUGCGAGAAAACAAAAGUUUGACCAAUCAAAACGCUUGAAUGUAAUAUACUGUUCACUAUUACCACCACUUGCACAAGGUAUUACUACUACACCUACUAUGGUAUUGUAGUGACUGUCUGUUAUCCUAAGUUGUCUCAGAUCAAACUGGGCUGUGUGUUGUAUACAUUUCUAUUUAAAGAAUCAUCAGGGUACAAAAGAGCAGGGGGAGAGAGUAGAGAGAUGUGGGGUAUUCCAGAAAGCAGGAUUAUGAAACUAUCCAGUUAACUUUGAUAAACAACCACAUAUUAUUUUCUGGUUGAUUAAGAACACUACAUUUGUAUACUGGUUGUUGUUGCCGAGUCAAUUAUAUCUUGUCAAUUUGAAGGGCUCUAUUCAGUCCAUAUCACAGAAGUUCAACUUUAAAGCGUGAUUCACAAUUAAAGGCAAUGUUCUUGCGGUCACAGCGACUGCAUUCACCGUAAACGCUGCGUAUGUCGGCCCUAUCACAAAUGACCUUUACAUUUCUAGUGCGAAAUCUGUAACACUUCAGCAAUACAGACUGAACAGAGCCCUAAGUCUAUAAUUCUCAAAAUAUCUCAUUAUUUUAAGCAAUGUUGGACAGUUAGCUGGCUAACUUAUUUAUCCAGCUUCCUGGAACAGCCCAGUGGUGUCACGGAAGACGUCCGUAUUUAAACUUGUACAGUACAGGAGAGAAGUAGAAUAUGGUGUGAUAAUUGUGCCUUACUGUAUGUAUGGCAGCAAUAUGUAUAUGUACUAAUGAAAUUAAACGUUAGUGAACAAAG
Salmo salar (Atlantic salmon) is the source of this 3953-nucleotide messenger RNA. Lineage: Eukaryota; Metazoa; Chordata; Actinopteri; Salmoniformes; Salmonidae. The record is from RefSeq and is a predicted model, not a curated record.